Messenger RNA from Sitophilus oryzae (rice weevil), 1178 nucleotides. RefSeq names its product muscle segmentation homeobox-like. The transcript has 3 exons. Gene Ontology annotation, molecular function: DNA-binding transcription factor activity, RNA polymerase II-specific; RNA polymerase II transcription regulatory region sequence-specific DNA binding. The record is from RefSeq and is a predicted model, not a curated record. Gene Ontology annotation, biological process: regulation of transcription by RNA polymerase II; embryonic morphogenesis. Gene Ontology annotation, cellular component: nucleus. The coding region runs from base 3 to 1028 and encodes 341 amino acids. NCBI's taxonomy places the organism in Eukaryota, Metazoa, Arthropoda, Insecta, Coleoptera, Curculionidae.
UUAUGCUCAGACAACCGUCCGAUAGUGCGCAAAUAAUGACUGUCCAGAGUCCGCCGUCAGGGCCGGACGCCCAUCAGGACGCGGAAACCACCGGGAAUAGUCCGGCCGCGUCCAAAGGGAACCGUAUUAGCUUUAGCGUAGCUUCCCUCCUAGCCGAUACGCGACCCCCUAGGUCGCCGACAUCUCAGGGUUCUUCUACGUUACCGCCUGGAAGCCCUACAGCUCCGGCUUCAUCCGAUGAGGAGUAUGACUCGAACAUAGAAGAUGAUGACGGGUCUUUGGUAGACGUUGAGGACUUAAAUCCUGACGAAAAGGUCGAAGACGCGGGUAAACGGGAAGAUUCUUCGCCGAGACCUCGGGAGUUUAGUCGCGAGUCGAUUUUGGGACAUGGACCUAUUAGGCCAACGCCGUUUUCCGCGUUGGCGGCGGUGUACCAAGCCGCGCAUCAAAACUGGCCGCCUCAGGGUAUAAUGAAUCCGUUUGGUGGUCCAGGGCCGGUGUUUCAAGGCUCUUCUCCGUUCGGUAUAGCUGGCAUGAAUUCAGUGGAUGUUAAUGGGGACCCACCUAAAAUCAAGUGCAACCUAAGGAAACAUAAACCGAACAGGAAACCUAGAACGCCCUUUACAACUCAGCAGUUACUGGCGUUAGAGAAGAAAUUUAGGGACAAGCAGUACCUUAGCAUCGCUGAAAGAGCAGAAUUUUCGAGUUCUUUGAGACUUACUGAAACCCAGGUCAAAAUCUGGUUCCAGAACCGUCGAGCCAAAGCGAAACGACUCCAAGAGGCCGAAAUCGAGAAGCUGAAAAUGGCCUCCCUGUCCCGCCACCCUCAUCCGCUUUACCCCCAUCCUGCGUUGCAGGGCUACUUCGGGCCGGGCGCCCACCCCCUCGCUUCGUUGUUAGGCCCCAGGCCAGGCAUGCCGCCACUGGGGCUGCUGGCGCCCCAACCACCGCCGCCUCCUCCUCCACCCCCGCACCUACCAUCGCCUAGCAGAGGAGGGAUGCGCAGUCCCAGUCCGCAUAUGUCGUAACUAAUGGAGGUGGAGGUGUUGUUUUGAUGGACUAAAGUGUAAGAGAGGGGUAGUAGGAAAAAAUGCGUUUUCUAUGGUGCUUUUUAAGAUGCUGCACAAAUAAUCGUUGCAUUUCAUUUCGGUUUAGGAUAAAGCGGAUCCUAUACGCGC